Acanthochromis polyacanthus (spiny chromis) is the source of this 9870-nucleotide messenger RNA. RefSeq lists its product as uncharacterized. NCBI's taxonomy places the organism in Eukaryota, Metazoa, Chordata, Actinopteri, Pomacentridae. The transcript has 3 exons. The record is from RefSeq and is a predicted model, not a curated record. Bases 174 to 8165 code for a protein of 2663 amino acids. Gene Ontology annotation, biological process: protein import; protein targeting. Gene Ontology annotation, cellular component: membrane. Gene Ontology annotation, molecular function: ATP binding; ABC-type protein transporter activity.
GUUAAUCACUUGAAUGCUGACUUCUCCUGGUGAUCUUUUGAAGAUCACGGUCAUGUCUUAGACUCUGGCCCAUGAUUUGGGACUUAGUUUCCACUUCAACAGCAGAACAAAUGAUUCAGAGGACGGAAAACACAGACAAAACCACCAUUUAACAGCUGAAUCAAUCAGCAAAAAUGGGAAACCAACAACCAAAGGAAAGUCACAUGGGCAACAGCCUAAGAUGUUGCAAAUGCAAUAAAGUCCUGCCCCCAUGCUAUUCCUUCGAUAAUCUCUAUAAAAAUACCAUUCAUGGGCGGUACGUAUAUGUGUUCAAUGGAGGUGAAUACUUCAGACCAGUGGGCUAUGAUGACGCGUAUGAGUGUGAAUAUUGCUUUAAUAAGCCAAUCAGAGAUCAAGAGGAAAUGAGGAGAGAGGAAGAACGAAGGAGGAGGGAAGAGGAGAGGAGGAGAGAAGAGGAGAGGAGGAGAGAAGAGGAAAGGAGGAGAGAAGAGGAAAGGAGGAGAGAAGAGGAGAGGAGGACAGAAGAGGAAAGGAGGAGAGAAGAGGAAAGGAGGAGAGAAGAGGAGAGGAGGCAACAAGAACAGAUGAAUCAAAGCCUACAAGAAUCACAAAAACAAGCAAAAGAGCAGCAUGAAAAACAACAGAACAGCGAUAUUGCAGAAGAACAUCAGUCCAAGACAGAUGUUCAUGUUGGGUAUAUGGAUGAGUUUGACACAGAUGAUAAGUCAGGCACUGAUGAGUUACUAGAAAUCCUCUCUGUGAAAUGCAGCAUCCCAGUUUCAAACCUCAGCCUCAGUGAGCUGACAUCAGAUCAGCUGGGAAAGAUCCUUUCAGUCCUGGACAAACUUCUGUUUGAUGAAUGGCUUCAUGAUUCCCCAUCCCUCAGCACUCUGCAGCACACUCAGGUGUUAAUCACAGAGCUGUGUGCUCUGUCUCUGGAAAUAUCAGAGGGAGUUUCACAACAAACCAUCUCCAAUCAUGUUCAGUCUCUGGUGGAGUCCAUUAGCCAAUCAGCAUGUGAUGUUUCUGAGAGUUUCCUGUUGACUCAGGCCCUGUAUCUCAACCUGAUGCACUUUUUGAGUGACAGUGGUACUGUGAGUGAAAAAGACACUGACACUGAGGCAGUCCUCAUAGCCAAACAAUGGGCUGAAGAUGAGCUUUCCCCUGACAAACUCUUUCUGAUGCAAUUCCUGAGUAAUCUCACAUCAUCCCUGCAGACUGCAGUUGAAGGAACCUCUGCAUUCAUUUUACAGAUGGAGAUCCAGUGCCUGAAGCUUCUCUUAUCCACACUCACACAUCUGAAUGACAAGGAAACCCACUCACAAUGCAGUGAGAUGCUCCUCAAACUCGUGCGAAAAAACCAGUGGACCCCAAAAGAGGCAAUGACUCUGCUCAAAGAUCUGUCACAAAACUAUACAGAAGAUGCUUCAAUAGCUGAAAUCCUUAAGUUGGUACAAGUGUACGACAUAUCACCAGAGUGGACGGAUGAGUCCGGACACUCACUCAUCCAAGUUCUUGAUGUUGUUGGCCCUGUGACAUUCUACCAGAAAUUCCAAGAGACUCUCAGAACAGAAGACGAGAAGAAUCUAGUUGUAGCUCUAGCAGAGAUAAAAAUGCUAUGGAACUUGGAUGAUGCUUUGAUUGAUAUGAUAAAAAUCAUUACCACUGGCGUCCUGCGAUACUCAGAAACUGUACCAAAAGCUGCACCAUUCAGAAAAGAUUCCUUUGAAUGUGUAACCCUCAAUGCAGACGACAUACAGAACUCUCUGUCACAUCUGUGCAAAGCAGUUUUUGACAUUAAAGGCUGGUGGCCCACAGUGAGGCAGAUGCUGCGGUGGUGUGCAUUAAUCCUGACUGAGAGGAGUGGACUGCUACAGCUGGUUGGUCUGGAAGAAGACCCAUGUGUCACAGCCAUGUUUGUAGCUGCACAAGUCUGCAUGGGAAACAAAGUGGACAUUGUAUUGAGCUCUGAUGUUCACUCAGAGGAACAAACUGAGGAUUGGUCUGACUUAUACAAGUACCUUCAAAUUUCUCUCAACACAAACAUGAUGAAAACUCAUGCAUCAUAUAAGGAUGUCUAUGAAGCAGACAUUGUGUAUGGUACCAUGGAUGACUUUGUGUCUGAUUACUUUCAACACGGCAUAGAAGUGAUGGAAACUGGGAACCCUCAUCUUAAUCGAGGAUUCAUCAUUGGAGAACAAAGUGUCCGCGCUUCCAAGAAUCUGGAGCUUUCAAGGCUCAAGGAAAAUGAUUCCCUGGUGUUUGCUGCAGAGGUCCUGCAAAACCUCAUGGCUAAAAUCCAAAGUGAAGACACGGAACUGAGACACAAGUUUAUCAAGGCUCUGUUUCAAGUGCUCCACAUGAUCCCAAACAAAGACCCAAACACUGAGAAUAAAAUCAUCAACAUCUCAGAAAAGAUUGCUGGAAAAGGACUGCCGUCUAAUGAGGCCUUCAUUAUGAACUUCCUUGAGAAUCUACUGAGAGUGUUAACAAGAGAAACAGGAGCUGAAAGAAGCACAAUAUCUCCUGCAGAGAAAUGGUGCUUGGAGAGGUUGUUUGCCUGUGCAGGGCAAUUCCAAGAGUCAAAAGGAAAGACCAUAGAAAUCUUCCACAUGGUUUCAGAAAUGGGAACACAAAGACUUUGGUCACCAGUAGAGGCCCUAAACCUCCUUGGAGCACUAAUCGACCACCAUCAUGAUGAAGACUGUGUCUCCAUCAUGAAAAUUUUACAUUUGUUGGCAACAUAUCAGGUUCCCUCCAAGUGGACAGAUGAGAACAACCAGUCUCUCCUCAAUCUCCUGGAUUCUUGGAAAACUGAUAAUCUGAUCCAGCAUUUAGAAAAGAGACUUCAAGAUGAGACAGUAAAAACCAUUGACACUCUCUUUGAUGAAAUACGUCAAAUGAAAGACAUUGAUGAACAAACACUGAGUAAAUCAUAUAGUGCAGUGACUCAUGUAACAAAUCUGAUCAAAACCGGUGAAAUUGCAAAGUACACAGAUAUACAACGAGCAAGAAAUCUCAGUCACAGCCUGAAAACAGAGGACCUGCAGGAGCUCCUGGCAGUCUUAUGCAAUGCUGUACACCUGCAGAUGGCUGAAGGGAAAUGGUUUCCUCGAACCACUCAGAUGAUAAGUUGGUGUCUCUUGGCCUUGUCAGAAACUGGGAAGCUCCUGGAGAUGGGCACUGGAGAAGGGAAGUCUUGUGUCAUAGCAAUGUUUGCAGUUCUGCGUGUGCUCAAGGGUGAAAAAGUAGAUGUGGUGUCCAGCUCUUCUGUGUUAUGUCAGAGAGAUGCAGAAGAAUGGGCUCAAUUCUACAAGUACUUUGGCAUUACAGUUGACACAAACACAAAUAAAACCAACGACGAAGAUCGAAAAGAAUGCUAUCAGAAGGAUGUGGUCUACGGAACUAUCGAAGCCUUCGCUGCAGAUCAUCUUCGUCAGAUUUUUGAGAUGAAAGAUGUGAGGCCUGAUCGCAGUUUUCAGUGCAUCAUAAUUGAUGAAGUGGACUCAUUGCUGCUGGAUAACGGAGUGCAACUAACCUACCUGUCCAGCCCCAUGGUCUCCCUGCAGCAUCUGAACAUUAUUCUGGCCAUGAUCUGGGGACACGUCAGUCAGUAUGGCUUCCUGUCUGCUGGACACCAGACAUUUGUACAGGGUCCUCCUGCUUCAUUCUACAAGGCCAUCUUUGACUCAAUAGACACAGAAGAAACUGAAAUCAAUGAUCCAAUGGACAUUUUACAUAUCGCUGAAGAAUCCAACACUGUGCCAGAAGGAUUCACAGAGGACAUCUGCAAAAGUCAAAAGGAUGAAAUUCUUCAGAAGCUGAAAACAGUGAGUCUGGAUGCUGUGAUCAAUUUUUUCAGUGAAAUUGAGCACUAUGUCCCCUAUGGUUUCAGUGUGUACACUUUAGAUGACAAGGGAUCGCUCUGUCUCAGAAAGUCUAGUCCCUACAACAAUCCAGAUAUUCCAGACCUUAAAUUUCUUGUCUUGGAGGGAGGCUUGUGUUGUCCUCUCUAUGAUUCAGAAGAAACUCUCAUCAAGCCCAUUGCAGAACUCAUCUCAGAGAAGAUUCAGUACACCCCAUGCACAAACAAUAAAGACAAAAUCAGCAUUCCUGGAUUCUUGAAGAGUCUGAUCGAGAGCAAAGUGUCCGUGUGGGUUGAAAAUGCUUUUUUGGCAAAGCAACUGAGACAGGGACGGGAAUAUGUCAUAGAAAACGACAGUGUUUGUCCUGUGGAUUUCAGAUCCACUGGUAUUAUACAGCUAAAUAAGAAAUGGGGUGAUGGUUUGCAGCAGUUCAUUGAGAUGAAAAAUCAAAUAAAACUGAGCACAAUAUCUACAGUGACAAACUACAUUUCUAACAUCUCAUUUUUCGAAAAGUACAAUGGGAAAAUAUAUGGAACAACUGGGACACUUGGGAGCAACACAGACAUCCUGUUUUUACAGGAUCUAUAUCCAAAUCUCUCUGCCUGCAGAAUGCCAACAUUCAACAGGAGGAAGUUGUUCGAGGUCAAAGGAACUCUGAAGACCUCAGCUGAAGAGUGGAAAUCUGAAAUAAAACGUGUGGUCAUGGCUCAGAUAUCCCCAAAUUCAUACAGAGGUGGAAGAGCAGCCCUGGUGAUCUGUGAAACUAUCAACAACGCCAAAGAGAUCCACGAUGAGCUGAAAAGCAGCAUCCCAGGUGAGAUCAUUCUCUACUGUCGAAGUGACAAUGACAGUUUGAGCAAAAUAGAUAAGAAACUGCUUCCUGGUGACGUCAUUGUUGCCACAAAUCUGGCUGGGCGUGGCACAGACAUAAAAGUGUCCAAAGAGGUGAACAGUAAUGGAGGAUUAUUUGUGGUCCUGUCCUUCCUUUCUGAGAACACAAGAGUGGAACUCCAGGCUUUUGGUCGAACUGCACGUAAAGGUAAACCUGGAUCUGCUCAGAUAAUCAUGUCCACUGAACACCUGCAGCAGUCCUUCUCAACAGUGUCGACUCUGGAGGAAGCUAAGAGCACAAGGGAUAGACUCGCAGCAGAAAAGAUAAAUCACAUGAUGAAUGAUGUCUCUGAGAUGAAACUGCGGGAGGACCUGUUUACAGACUACUGCAAGACACUUCAAGAUAUUCACAAGAAUGCAGAUGGAGAUGACAGAAGAGCUGUUGUUGCCAUCAUGAAUGAGUUCUGGGGGAUAUGGCAGCAAACUAAAUCAGAAGACAUUGAACAGCUGAAGAGAGAUGAAUUGCAGAAGAGUUUGAAAGAUGACUUGUCAUUGGCAAAAAGUCAGUCUCAGACUCAGACUUCACCAUGUGCCAGUAUUUAUCAUUACAUUAAGUUUGGAAAUGUCGCAAUGAGUGAAAAAAAAUGGGAUGUCAGUGCCAGGCUCUUUGAAAAAGCCAUGAAACAAGAUGCUAGCUGGGCAGCCAUUGCCUUUUACAGUCAUGCAUACUGCACUGUAAAACAAAUGAGUGCAGAUUACCUCAGUGAGGCCAAAGAUGAUCUUACAAAGGCACUAGAGUCUCUGAAGUAUCUCAGUGAGGAAUCCAUGGUGUGUCUGCAGUUUGUGAAAAUGUCCACGGCAGACUCAGACAUCACUAACCCAACCAGCCUUGAAAAACAACUAACAACCAAGUGCAGCAUGUUGCGUUACUUGGACAAAAACAUUAGUGAAGCCAUCCAAGAGUUGGAUAAAAUCAAAGACAGAGGGAGGGAUGCAUUGGUCAAAAAGUCACCAAUUUUCUCCCUGGUGCCGAGUGCUGAUGAAGAUCUCCAAGUGGAAGCCUACAACCUCUACAGUCAAGGUCUGAAAUAUGUGUUUUCUGUGGAAGAAAAGCCUCGUUUCUCAUGGGAAGGUCUGCUUGUGUUCUUUCUUGGAAUUUUACAGAUCGUUGGAGGUGCAUUGCUCACUGCAUUUACAUUUGGCACAUUAGCUCAAGUCGGCAUGGGACUCAUCACUGAAGGAAUAUCAGACUGCAUCACUGGCAUUGAAGCAAUGGUGACCGGAGAAUUCAGCUGGAAAUCAUGGGCUAUUGAUAAAGCCAUUUCAAUUGGUGUAUCCCUCAUUGGGUUUGGAGUUGGAAAGCUGAUUGCAAAAGGCUUCAAAGCUUGCAAAAUGUUGAUUAAAGGAUUUGGGAAAAAGCUGAAGGCAAUGCCAAAGUUUUUCUCCCGUCAGGCUAAAGAUGGUUUAAGUGCUGUCGCAAAGACAAAUAUGAAGAAUGCAGUCAAACACACUGCUAAAAAAAUGGCAGAGGAAAUCAUUACCAAUGUUUUUGGAAAGGCAGAAAAGGAAAUACUGAAACAGAUACUAGAAAGUCUCAAAAAGGAGGUGAAAAAGGGAAUUGUUGAUGACGUGAAAUCCAACAUUGAAAAAGAGCCCUUGUCUACAUUGAUAGACUCCAUUGUCCUCUCACAUAUUACGGAUAAACAGCAACUUCAUGGUCUCCUGAAGGACAAGAACAGUAAAAGUAAACUGCUGGCUAUUUUCAAAUCUUUAAGCAGCACUGCAGCACAGACGCUCACUGCAGAACUCGACUGGCAGAACAAGCUUAACUCAUCCUUCUCCAAAGUGAUUGAUAAAGCCAAAGCAGAGGCCAAAGGAACGAUUCGUGGAAUUCUGACAGUCAUCCAAGUGGGCCAUAUACUGGUACUAGCAAUAGACACCAUCCAUGCAGCGGUCACUCUGUCCAGCAAGUUUUUCUCAAACCUUCAUGAUCAGCUGAAUAUAUUCAAGAAAGCAAAAGCUUCUUCAGAGAAAGUGAAGGUAAAUGAGCUGUCUGCAUCUGACAUAGAGAUGCUGAAAGAAUUCAAGCAGGACAUAGCUGACAUUAUCAGUACUUUAUUGGCUGAUGCUUUAGUAGAAGUGUUCCACCAGAAGUUCUCCAGUCACAUCGUUUCUCGUGCACAAGGCCAGGUAAAUGGCAUCAUUGGCCGUUAUGUAAGAACUGGCUUAAAGAGUGACAGAACCGAGGAAAAACUCAGAGCUGGACAGAAUAACAGAUACAUCUCAUACAUGCCAGGAAACUUGAAUUCUAAAGGUGAAGCAGGUCAACACUCACAAUCACAUGCUGAAAAGAUCAAGAACCCAAUGACUGAAGGCACCAUUCUUGAUAUCAGAGUCCUGGCAGAAGCCAGAGGCACAAAGGUUGUCAUUCUCACAGAAGAUAGCCAUGGUAGACUUACCAAAAUGCAGGAGUUAAGUCCAAGCACUAAACCCACCAGUCAAACUGUGACACUCAUCUACAGACCAAAGAGUGCCCAAUACCCUGACGGCCAUUAUGAUGUGCAAGUCAAUAAUCAGAUAGUGAACAUAGUCAGCAAAGACAACAACUGCCUGUUUCAUGCUUUGGCACGAGGCAUGAAACCACAGGCCAGUGAAGAAGAGAUCGCUUUGGAAGCAGACCGCCUCCGAUCUGUGGAAGCCGACACUCUCCUCAGACAACCAGGCCAAUGGGACUCCAUCAUCAAGCGCAAAGAGUGGACUGACAAAAUCAGAGGAGGAGAAUGGUAUUUGGCAGAAGGAGGUGCACCACCGAUAAAAGAAACCAAAAAGGUUCUUAAAAAAGAGGUCGGAAAAAUAGAAAUUUACAAGAAAUGGCAACAAUAUGCAAGGCAAAAUACGGGAAUUGGACGGUUCAUCAAUGCAGAUCACCAGCCACCAGUCAACAGUAUACUGGAAGCUCAAACAAUGAACCAGAAUAGCAAAUUAGCACAAGCCAUGCUUGAAGUUGCAACAAAGUCAUCUCCUCUGAAGCCCAAUCUGAUUCCUGAUGUUCAUAAACAUCAUGGCCGUGAGCUUCCAACUGUUUAUGUGCCUCAAGAAACACAUAGAGAGUUUCCCAGUACAAAAUCAAAAGCCUUCAGACAGUGCUUAGCUACCACCAUAAGCAGUGAUGAUGUUGUGGGCACCUUCAAGCUGACGAUCCUUGGUUCAAUGGUGAGAUUCAAGCUGAAUAACACCAAGAACUUCAAGGACUUUCAGAACACAAAGAAGAGUCAAACCAGACUUGCCAUUCUUGAGAGCAGUUUUCAGCAACACAGCAUCAAUCUGGUACAACAAUGGUUCAACAUGCUUCAAGGCAAGAAUGUCAUGUCAAAUAAUGAUCUUACCACCGUUACCACAUGGAUCAACAACAAGGACUACAAUAAUAACAACGAUCCACACAGGAACCAAGUCUCCAACCUUCUGUAAUAAAAAGAUCCUCUGAUCCUCUCCAGGACCUUCUGUCAUGUCACCUUCCCCAACUCAACAAGGACAGACAAGAAGAAGAGAGAUGGAGGCACUAAAUGGAUGGAAACAAACUUCAAACAUCCAAGAGGCUUAACUUCAAUCCUUCCAGUGCUGUGGCUAUGUGGAUCACAGCUGAAGUUUUUCUUCCACUUUUUUUGCUUUAUAUAAUUUUGCACUUUUUCUUUUGAGGUAGCCCUGGUUGGAGGUAGACUAAAUUGUUUGGUAUUAAGUAGUGAGAGGGACUGUGGUUUACUGUUGGUAAAAUAUUUAUCUGCAGGAUGGUAUUAAAUUCUGUCUUUGCUCUUUGGGGCGAUGGGAGCUGGCUUUAGCUAUUGUGAUAAGUUUUGGCAACUCAGUAGUUUACUCUGUUUGUUUUUAAUCUGCAAUUCAACAGUGACUGCUUCUGUGUAUUAACUUUGUGUUUUAGUUCAGUUUUGCUCUUAUCUAAUCAUGAUUGAGUUGAGAUCAUUAAUUCAGAGGAAAAAAAAACAAGUACAAAGAUGUAAUAGAACAUAGACUUCAAAUCUGUGUAUGUUUUUAUGCAAAUGUCAAUAUCUGAAUUCACAAUUUCUUCAGCACAUCUAAUGAGAGUCUCCGAAAAAUAAUGAUAAAUCAUCAUGUGCUCUCAUUUAAUUAGUUUGUUAAAAGUGUGUUUCAGUUAUGUCCAUUCAUUGCUGAACACGUAUAUCUGUAUUCAUGAUGGAAAUGUUUAAGAAAUAUUUUUAAAACAGUCAUGAAAUCUAUGAAGACUUUAAUCGUUGAACGUAACACAGCUGAACAAAUGUAAAUUUCUAUGGCACCAAGUUUGACAUUUUAGUUGAAGUGGAAGAACCAACAGUUUUUAAUCUCAAAAUCGUUCAAGAAUAUUGAUAACUGAGAAAUGAAGACGGUGUAAGAGGUCAAAUGAUAUACUGUUCAGUUAGAAAAUAGAAACAUCUUUUCCUCUAAAAUGCUUUUUGAGUGUAAUUAUUCUAUUUGUGCACAUUUUCCUAGAAUGUCACAUUCACCAUGAUUUGGUUUACUCUUUAUUUUGUCUUAUUUACUCUUAAUCACUUUUAUUGGUAAAAUUGCUAAUUUUAUGAGGAUAAAAAAACUUCAAGACCUAAUCUUUGAGUAUUCCUGUUAUUUGUUUGUGUUUUACUUCUUUUAAACAUUUAAUAUAAAGGGGUGUUACAUUAAGGGAGAUUUAAUCAUUGAGUUUUGUAAUUCUUUUGCAUUUUGAAAUUAAACUUUCAAAAUUCAAACGGUUAAAGAAAAUCCUUUAAUAUGAGACAAAGUAGUGUGAUUUAUUGAGAUGUACUUGAUUCAGAUAAAAUGUUUUUUAACUUUAAUAAGUUGUUUUGACACAGUAUUUUACUCCCUCUAAUCUAAACACCAGCAGCAGGAGGGUUUUGGGUCAGGGUCAUCUUUCUGUGUGAUUUCUCUCAUCUCUAGUUAUGUUUGAGUAAAUCUGAGACGAUAUGUCUGUGCACCCCAGGAGACUAACUGGAUGCUUAAAUUCAAUAUGUGAUUGUUUAUUAUCCAUCAUAUAUUCUUCAUGUGAUGCUUGAUCCUUUUCUGUCAUUUAAAUUCACUAUUGGGAAUGACAAGGAUUCGUUUCACUUGUGUCAUGACAUCUCUGAUUCUAUUUGUCAUGGACCUGCAAUAAAUGCUUCUGUGAAAGACA